Messenger RNA from Drosophila bipectinata, 3071 nucleotides. Its product is annotated as GPI ethanolamine phosphate transferase 1. Lineage: Eukaryota; Metazoa; Arthropoda; Insecta; Diptera; Drosophilidae. Gene Ontology annotation, biological process: GPI anchor biosynthetic process. Gene Ontology annotation, molecular function: mannose-ethanolamine phosphotransferase activity. Gene Ontology annotation, cellular component: endoplasmic reticulum membrane. The record is from RefSeq and is a predicted model, not a curated record.
AUACCAUGAUUUCUAUGUAAUCUCCACUUAUGCAAUCCACAACAGUUAGUUACACAGUAUAGAUCACACUUCGUUUUUAACACAACACAAUAGACGUUAGAAUAAUGUGGAAGGUUCAGGCUUUGGUGGUACAUUUGCUGCUGCUCGGCUCCAUACUGAGCAUCUACUUCCAGUCCACUGUGCUAUCGGGCCUGAAUCGUGUGCCGGAUCUGCGUGAUUUGGGCCUGGAACCGCCUGCGGAUCGGCUGGUUGUCUUCGUCUCCGAUGGGUUGCGUGCGGCUUCCGUUUUUGAGGACAACUGCAGCAAUGUGCCAGACUUGCAAAGCUUCUUUGAGGAUUUUGUUGUCGUAGGCAUCUCCAAAGCCUCAUCCCCAACAGUCACCCGGCCGGGCCACAUCGCCAUGUUCGCCGGCUUCGUCGAGGAUCCGGCUGCAGCCCUUACCAACUUUGGCUGGAAUCCGACCAACUACGACACCGUUUUCAAUCAGAGUCGCAACGCUUUCGGUUGGAUGGACAAGGUGGUGGCCGACAUAUUCACCCAGCUGCCAAAUGGCGGGAAACCGCUCCACUUUAAAACAUUCACCAAAACUGACAUAUCCGGAAGGCUCAAGCACGAUGAGUGGGUCUUUCAAGAAGUGAAAAAGUUUCUAACCGACGAGGCGAACGUUGCACCAUUGCGGAAGGCCACUUCGGUGGUGUUCUUCGUAUACCUGGCCGACAUAGACUUUGCCGGACAUGCUUUUAAGCCCACUUCUGAUCGGUUUAGGGAAACACUGAACAAUACUCAGCGGAUAAUCCGGAAGACCCACGAUCUCUUCGAAAGGGCCUUCAGCGAUGAGCGCACAGCAUAUAUCCUUACUUCCGAUCAUGGGAUGGAGGACGAGGGAAAGCAUGGCGGCGGUGGAAAAAAUGAGAUGGAAACACCCUUUAUUCUUUGGGGAUCUGGGGCUAGCCCUCUGGCCCCCAAUGCUGUCAAAAACUUUACGGCCAACGAGGAGGGACUAGUUCUACCGCUUCACUACAUCGACCAGAUCCAACUGGCUCCACUAAUGUCCGCCUUGAUCGGUCUGGCGCCGCCAAUGAAUAACAUGGCCUUGCUGCCCAGGGAUUUCCUGAACGCCAGUGCAGAGUACAAGUUCCAUGCCCUCCACCUUAAUGUCCUGCAACUGCUGAAUCAGGCCAAGAUACUAAUACGUCGGCACGAGGACAGUAUUUUCUAUAAUUUUUUGCCAAAAUUCGAUGACCUGACCUCCCAAAAGAUUGAUGACUAUACAGAUGCUGUUAAAACGCUCCUGGUCGGGGGGCACAUUGGAAAGGCCACAGUCUUGAGUCAGGUGACGGGGAAGCAGGCACAGAAGUGUAUGGAAUACUAUCACAGCUAUUAUCAUACUCCCUUGCUGGUGAGCACUACGUUAUCCUACCUGGUGUGGUUCUACUGCCUGUUGGUGCAGCUUACUCGGGAAUCCACUCAGCCAAGGUCGACCCGCCAAGGAUAUCUUACGUAUCCGACUUUGAUCAUUAGCUUGGCAGGAUUACUGGUUGUGCCAGCGAUUGUGUUGCAAAAUGUUCCCUACGUCACGGCCUUCUAUUUGCUGCUGCCCUUGGGUCUCCUGGUGGUGGCCUUGGCGGAACGUCCUCUGGAAGGAGAUUCGAUUGCCUCGCCAUUUCUUCAUUUAAUUGGAAUCGUCUUGCCCGCCGGUCUGCUCGUCCUUAUGGCGUUCCAAAAUACCCAUAUUGGAAUUCUAUACGGGCUGAUCACGAUCUUUGGAAAUGCCAAGGCUUUCUAUCAACAAUCCUGGAAGACCGUAUCCUGGUUUCUUCUCGUAGUCUUGCUUACGGUUAUCCUGAUGGUCAAACAGAAUCCCUGGUUGGAUUGGUUAAUUGAUCCCAUUUACGAUUCUUUGAGAAACUCUUAUAUAGUGUACUUCAGCAUCGGGCUCUCGUUGCUUCGCCCCGUUUUCAUGCGGCAUAAGCUAAGUGUUCGGGUGUGGACCAUCAACGUGGCUGCGCUUCUCUUUGCAGGCUAUGGAGUCUAUCAGUGGGACAACGACGAUGACGUCUGCAUGUACGUGUAUGCCGUCUGCUGGUCGUACCUCGCCUACUCCUUCCUCUCGAUCCCAUACAGCGACGUAAAGAAUCCGAAGGGACGAGUGGAGCUGAUCAUAUUCAACAUGCUUACGUUGCACACUAUGGUGACCUCCUGCAUGGAGUCAAUCGUUGUCCAGAUCAUGGUCACAGAAUUCUCCUUGAACAUGGAGCUCUACCAUGAAAGAAAGCUGCAAAAAGAAAUCGAAAUUCAGGAGGAGGAAGGCGAAAAAAUCGAAAUUAUUGGUGAUAGUCAGGAAAAUAAUGAAGUGGUGGAACUGGAUAGCGCCGCAUCCUCAAUGUCUCCACUUAAGCACCUGAAGGAGUCCUACCGAUAUGCCAUUAUCAUCGUUCUGUACUUCUAUGUGUCCUUCUUUGGCACCGGCCACUGGCUCUUUAAUUUUACAUUCACAGCCACUAUUUCGCGACUCUUCCUCUCCAGCUUCUCUCUUCCACUGUCAGCCGCACUGAUCCUGCUGAAGAUUUUCAUUCCAUCCAUCAUUAUAAUGUGCUUCGUUUAUGCGCUGGUUUCCUUUGGCCGCAAGAAUGCCCGUUCCAUCAUGAUCUGUGUCUUCCUGAUGAACGACGCCAUGAGCCUGUACUUUGGCUUCUACGUGGACAAUCGCGGCUCCUGGAAGACGGUGCGACAGUCCCUGGACUACCUCCUAGUGACCCAUGUCUUUAUUAUUCUGUUACUGAUAUGUUCCUGGUUGGCCGAGGCAUUGGUCGGCAAGACUUUGGAGGAUAAGCCAGCUAACGUAAUCCAACCAACUUCUGUUAUUGCCAAUCCAUCAACUGUUGUGGGAGAUAGUCGAGCAUAGAACUUCUCGGACAGUAUGCCAACGUUAAUUAGUAUUAAGUUUAAGUUUCAAAAUUAAUAAUGUAAUUCGGUAGUCAACGUAAAAAUAAUUAUGAUUUCCAUAGGUAUGUUACAUGCCAUGAAAACUUUACAAAUAAAUUCUGUAUAUACUUUGUCUACCACAGUA